AUGACGUUUCUGGAGGAACUGAUCAUCGGCCUGCUGAAUGCUUUCACCCCUCAGCGGAGUUUGGAAGACUUCCAGGACGUGUACCUGGUGAUGGAGCUCAUGGACGCGAACUUAUGUCAAGUAAUUCAGAUGGACUUGGAUCACGAACGAAUGUCCUACCUUCUGUAUCAAAUGCUUUGCGGAAUAAAGCACCUUCAUUCUGCCGGUAUAAUUCAUAGGGAUUUGAAGCCGAGUAAUAUUGUGGUGAAGUCGGACUGCACCUUGAAGAUAUUGGACUUCGGAUUGGCUCGGACUGCGGGCACCACGUUUAUGAUGACUCCAUAUGUUGUGACCAGAUACUACCGCGCUCCAGAGGUGAUUUUAGGGAUGGGAUACACCGACAACGUAGACAUUUGGUCCGUUGGAUGUAUCAUGGGAGAGAUGAUUAGAGGAGCAGUUUUGUUUCCUGGCUCGGAUCACAUUGAUCAAUGGAAGAAAAUUAUUGAGCAACUAGGAACGCCAUCUAGCGAAUUCAUGCGCCGGUUGCAGCCAACUGUUCGGAAUUACGUGGAAAAUCAGCCGAGAUACACUGGUUACCCGUUUGACAAACUCUUUCCAGAUUGUCUUUUCCCUUCGGAUUCCACGGAGCACACGAAGCUGAAAGCUUCACAAGCCAGGGAUCUGCUGUCGAAGAUGCUGGUGAUAGAUCCUCAAAAGAGAAUAUCCGUGGACGAGGCCCUACUGCACCCGUACAUCUCCGUGUGGUACGACGAGAGCGAGGUCAAAGCUCCUGGCCCGUCCUUGCAGCCUGCCCCGCACGUCUACGACCACACUGUGGACGAGCGGGAACACCUGGUGGAGGAAUGGAAGACGCUCAUUUACGCAGAGGUGAUGGAGUACGAGGGGAAACAUUAUUCCGAAGUGCCGGUACCACAGCAUAGUCACCAUCCGCACCCGCACCAGCAUCAACACCAGCACCAGGCUUCGCCACACAGCGCCGCCGCGGCGGCGGCGGCGGCGGCUGCUGCUGCUGCUGCUGCUGCCACUGCGGCCGUCACAUCAGCGCCUCCGCAAAACUCCAACCCGCCGUCGUCGUCGUCGUCGUCGAACUCUUCGUCGACGUCGUCGAACCACUCGGCUGGUGCCAGUGUGGGACCCGAUUCCAAUGGGUAUCCCGAGGAUGAUGGGUCUCUGUCGCGUGGGGGGUCGGCGCGACGUUAACUGGCGGGGAGAAAGCAAGAAGUCCACACCUUGGACUCAGGCGCGGAUUUUGAUUUUUUAAGUUGACCUGCUGGUUGAAAAAGAAAUACCACCCCAGGAGGAACGAACCCUCAUGCUUCCGAUUGUAGAAAUGUGGCAUGAUAUGAGGUCUUGGACUUCGAUGAGUGUCCCGACUCCUAUUCCCGCUGUCGCUUAAUGUUCUUGAAUGAUCGAAUCGAUGUCAGACAGCGAUGUUGCAGUACCCGCGACUCCAGGAAAAAGACAGAGAAAAAAGCAGCGCUUCAAAAUUUAUAGCUUGAGUUAGUCUCACAAAAUCUGAAGAAUGAUUCCUGAAAAUUACCAAAAAUGCUUGGAAAUUUCGAGUUAUCAUCUUUGUGCUCAGAGUUUAAAGUUGUGAUAGGGCCUUUCGGGGUUGCCGUGAAUUCCUGGAAUAUACUUCAGGGAGAUAUUAGCAUUUUCCGAGCAUUGUCAACAUUUUCGUAGCAGAUUCCAAAGUAACAUGCAGCUCAGCAAAUUUAAUUCUGGGGGUAUUUAUUGAUGCAUUUGACCGAAUGGACAUUAAAAAAAAGGUACUAAACCUGAGCUUAUGGCGAAGUUAUGUGAUUAUAUUGUUUGUUCAAGAAUCAAGAGUCAGGACAAAAAAAAAGCGCCGACAAUCUUGCAUUUGCUGUAUGAGGAGAAUGUGCAAAAUCUUCUGCGUGAAUAAUUACAUAGCAGUUCCAGGCAACUCCGAAAGACAGUUUCAACUCCCCUAUACUUUCUUUCAUAUCUAGAUUCCAUUGCCAGUGUCUAGUUCGAUCAGUUCAUCAGGCAAAGAUCAAGGCUAUGAUUUAUUUUGUUCAAUUCUUCGACGCUGCAUACUGCGCCGAAAGACGUCAACAAAUGCAUAAAAAUUAUGUCAACAUUUUGACGUUCACGGAAACUUGAAAAGUUGAAGGAAUUUCUAAAACGCUUUUUAAAUCGAGAACGAUUUUGGACUCGUUGGGAUGCCAACUAACUUAUUUUUGCGAAAUGUAAGACGCCCUUCUCCACUUCAGACUCCCACAAGAAUAGUUUUGGAAUCGAUCGUACCCUGACUUAUUCUAUUUUAAAAUGCUUGUGUAAAAGGCGGGCUUGUUCGAAAAGAGCAUCUAUUAAAACGUUUACAUGUUUCCCACUUACUUAUAUUUUUAUCCAUCGGAAUUAGUUCUAAAUUUAAUCUAAACCGAAUACAGAAGGUUGGAAAUACCAAAGAGCGAACAUGAGGCAGCAUUCGGCGACGUAUUCUUGGUAUACACGAUGUUUGUGAUUUCCGUUGAAAGAUUAAUUUUAUUUGAACGAAAAUUAAAAUUACUAUACCUGUACCUUCAUUCUUGUUUCAUGCGUUACUUUAAAUGUGGUGCUUUUUUCGGUCACUCCGUAGAUUCUUGUGUCUGAGGGACAAGUUCGGAGGCAAUUGACAGGGUGUUUUCGAUUCAGGAACAAUUCUUAUUUCAUUUGUCUGUUUGGCUUUAGCCAUUUAAAGCAUCUUAGAAUCCACGGCGUCUUACAUUCGCUUAUAUAUGGUAGUUUUUUGGAUUCCCCUUUUUUCUGAAAGAGAGCUUUUUAGAAAAAAAUCCGUUGCCGCAUGCUACCAGCGCCUUUGACAUUCUCAUCACGUCCCUUGAUCUUACCCGAGACGAGUUCGGGUUCCAGUGGAAGUUACCUUCCUCGGUGGUACUCCACUUCCGUAUGGCACCCCUAUAGCUGGUCCUGUUUCUUUUUUGUCAAUGUUCACGGUGGGUCGGUGUUUUUUGAAGGCAAUUCCGAGCGAACAAUUGCCCGCGGCGAAGGACCCAUGAUGCGUAUUACUGCUUUUGGAUGCGUGCAAAAAAUGCGGAAUCCUGACUUUGUCCGAGUCGGAUGUUUGGAGUUUUUGCGGAAAUUUUUGUUCGGACGGAAAUUCAAUGAGUUUUGGUAUCAAAUUGCGAAGUCGCUUUAUUCCUGUGCACUUCGUUGUUGUUCUGCUUCGAAACUUCUUUAUUUGUGAAUUGUUGUGUUCGACGAAUCGGGUUAGUGCUCGACAAAAUGUUGCGUGGGCGUUCCUGAGGUCGAUGAUCUUUUUAAAAUUAAUUUCAGAAGCCAGACAUGACGAACAUUUUUUACUGUUUUCAGUGGCAUUUUUGUUGAAUAUUCAUUGCUGAGUUAAUGGGGUAUUCUGGUACGGGCGCGAGUUUUUCCCAGUGUAAAAGAUCACUUUUUCGGAUGAGGAACAAUUGUCAAGGGCGUUCAAUGAUUACCUUGAGAUUAUAUUCGCUGAAAAGUGAGAACUAAAAGGAAUGUCCGGCAGUUUUCGUCAACAAAAUCAUCCAUGAAUUGCCCAUACAGUACUAUCGUCGAGAAUAGCACUGCUACGUGGAAUUGGCAUUUGAGUGAAGAAGUUUCUUCAAGCCGAUCUAUAAAGCAUGUAAUUUUUGAAGUAUUUAUGGAUGAAGGGAAAAAGUCUGAAUGAAAACUGCCGGCGGGAAUUCAACUUUAAUCCCAUGAGUGUGUUCCGGUUCUUUACAAUUUUAAAAAAAGAGCCAGAAUUGUUCUGAAGCAUUGUUUGAUUCGCUUGGCCGGUUAUAUCAUCAAAUUCCAUCGGCUUCGGUGACUAUACUCUGAUGAACCGGAUCUUCGGAGUUUGACGAAAUCGCGCGUUUCGGAUAUUUUGUGAACACGGUCAUUGCUUGCGAUCAAUGAGGCUACCGAAGUUUCCGGAAGUGCUUAAAGAGAGAAAUGUUAUGAGCUGUGAUUUUUCCAUUCCCAGCAUCUCUGUGGUAUACGUAGUCGGAUAGGAUCUCUUGAGGUGUUAGCAGCGAAUAUCGAAUCUUAGUCAGGUAGAUCUUGUUCGAAAUUUGAUCGUGGACGUGGUAUCACGCGUUUUAGAGCCCUGUUUCAUCUAUUUCUCGAGAAGUAUCUCGAGAAUACGAUGCGCGUGUUAUUCAGCAAUCGCUUUGCCCACGAAACGCUCUUCGGACGACGUCUCGUGUGUCUCGGAACAAUUGUGGCUAUGAACGAUUCCUACAAGAUCUCUUUUCUUUUCGUGCGAGACAUGGAUAAUUGGCAAAGAAAAAUUUUGAAAGCUCACGAAGGAUUAUGCGGGCAGCCGCUGUCUUAGCAACUCGCUGUUCAGUUUUAUAGCAAAAGUUGAGUUGCAAACUUAUAGAACGCUUUUUGAAUAAUCCAUGUCAAAAUUAUUUUAUCCGCGGGUUUCUCUGGAAACAUUUCAUGCGCUCGUCGAUAUAAAAAAAAAGAUGGAGGGGUUUUGGGGCAGGUGAGGACUAUAUGGGAAAACGUUUUGAAACUCUCAAAAGUGAAACUCUGAUUUGAUUUCUUCGAGCAAGAGUUUGGCAAAAAGAAAAGUAAUGAAAGAACUUCGCAACA
Notodromas monacha is the source of this 4584-nucleotide messenger RNA. The record is from the annotation of a GenBank genome assembly. Lineage: Eukaryota; Metazoa; Arthropoda; Ostracoda; Podocopida; Cyprididae.